AUGGCCACUGUCAACAACAUAAGGCUCCUUAUAGAAGACUUCAGUGAAAGCAGAGUUGUUGAAAAGGUCAUCACCACUUUUCUUGAGAAGUUCGAGUCAAAGAUUUCAUCAUUUGAGGACUCGAGAGACUUUUCAGGUAUCUCACUGUUUGAGCUGAUAAACUCCUUGUAUGCACUUGAGCAAAGGAGGGCAAAUAGGUACGAAGACCAUCCUAAAGGAGCUUUCCAAGCAAAGGCCAAAGAAGACUCAAGUUCAAGCCAGAAAGGAAAGAAACCUUGGCUAGAUAAAAGGGAAAAACCAAUGAGGGAUGCAGAGAAAGUGUGCAAGAACAAAGGAAAUUCACCAGCUCAACAGCAAAUUCAAGCUCAGGCUACUGAAGAUCUUCAAGCUCAAGAAGAGCAUGUCUUCACUGCUUUAUGUUUUGCAACUUCAAACAAGGCCAGAUGCAACUGGUUAGUGGAUAGUGGCUGCACACAUCAUAUGGCAACUGAUGAAAAGCUGUUCAAGGACUUUGAUAGAACCUUUGCCUCUAAAAUUAGAAUUGGCAAUAGGAGCAUGAUUGAAGCCAAAGGCAGAGGCAAUGUGUUGAUCAACCCUUGUUCAGGUAACAAAGUAAUUUCUGAUGUGCUUUUUGUGCCUGACAUAGAUCAGGAUUUACUUAGUGUUGGACAACUAGUAGAAAAAGGGUAUUCACUAGCUUUUAAGAAUGGCACUUGUAUUGUCAAGACACACAUGGUCAGGAUUUGGUCGCAGUAG
This is a messenger RNA of Gossypium arboreum, 756 nucleotides long. RefSeq lists its product as uncharacterized. The record is from RefSeq and is a predicted model, not a curated record. The transcript is spliced from 2 exons. Lineage: Eukaryota; Viridiplantae; Streptophyta; Magnoliopsida; Malvales; Malvaceae. Bases 1 to 756 code for a protein of 251 amino acids.